AUGGCGCUCAUCAUGCUUUCACUUGCCCUCUUUCAUCUACUUUCGAGUGUCUCUGCCACCCCUCCUGUCCGCCAAAACCAGUCUUGCAACUCCGUUGACAACGGCUACCACUGCUUUACGCAUAUCUCACAUCUUUGGGGCCAAUAUUCGCCUUAUUUCUCCCUGGAGCACGAGUCGGCUAUCUCUCUAGAUGUACCUAGCGACUGUGAGAUUACCUUUGCGCAGGCGCUCUCCCGUCAUGGUUCGCGGUAUCCGACGGAGACAAAGACAGCAGCAUAUGCUAAGCUAAUAAAUGCCGUCAAGGCUAACGCGACUUCAUUUACGGGGAAGUAUGCCUUUUUACAGGGCUAUCACUAUACCUUGGGUGCAGAUGACUUGACCACUUUUGGAGAGGCGCAGAUGAUCGAUUCGGGAGCCAAGUUCUAUCGUCGGUAUAAGACUUUAGCAAAGAGCAUUACUCCAUUCAUUCGGGCGUCUGGAUCAGAUCGUGUUGUGGUGUCUGCAGACAAAUUCAUCGAGGGGUUUCAAAGCGCGAAGCUCGGGGAUGGCAAUCUUAAAGGCGAUGCUGCAAUCAUUAACGUUAUCGUCCCUGAGGGCGUCGGGUUCAACAAUACCUUGGACUCCAGCACCUGUACGGACUUCGAGAACAACAAGACAGGGAGCGUGAUAAAGUCGAACUUCAUGGCCUUAAUGACGCCACCGAUCUGCAAGCGAUUUGAAGCUGAACUUCCCGGCGUCAGCUUGACAGGUCAGGAAGUCAUCUACCUCAUGGACAUGUGUUCGUUUGAUACCGUGGCAAUCACCACAGACGGUAGCGAGUUGUCUCCAUUCUGCGGUCUCUUCUCGGACGAAGAAUGGGUACAAUAUGACUACCUGCAGUCCCUAGCCAAGUACUAUGGUCACGGCGCUGGCAAUCCUCUCGGCCCCGCGCAGGGUAUUGGCUUCGCCAACGAGCUGAUCGCCCGACUCACGCAGUCUCCUGUGAAAGACGACACAAGCACGAAUCGAACACUAGACUCUAACCCAGCCACGUUCCCACUAGACACCAAGUUGUACGCCGACUUUUCGCACGAUAACGAUAUGAUCUCGAUCUUCUUCGCUAUGGGGUUGUACAACGGCACCGCGCCUCUUUCCAAAACUUCCGUCCAAAGUAUAACGGAGAUGGACGGGUACGCGGCAUCGUGGGCUGUCCCAUUCGGCGCGAGAGCCUACUUUGAGACGAUGCAGUGCAAGAACGAAAGCGAGCCGCUUGUUCGCGUCUUGAUCAACGAUCGGGUCAUUCCGUUGCAUGGUUGCGAGGUUGACCGGCUGGGACGCUGCAGGUUAGACGACUGGGUCAGUGGGCUGAGUUUUGCUCGGAGUGGAGGGAACUGGAAGAGCUGCUUUGCUGGAUAA
Aspergillus calidoustus is the source of this 1395-nucleotide messenger RNA. The record is from the annotation of a GenBank genome assembly. Lineage: Eukaryota; Fungi; Ascomycota; Eurotiomycetes; Eurotiales; Aspergillaceae.